AUGUUUGGGAAGAGGGAACGAGUGCGUGCACAUCACUUGGGCCUGAAUCAGUUGGCUUCCGUAAAACCGCACGAAGUGGAUCAUCUCCCGCUGCUUCGUGAACUCGUAGCCCGGAUGUUGGACUUCCGGCUCAAGGACCCAUUUGUUUCGCUUGGCUGGUUAAGCCCUGCACAAAAGUUGAUUUUUGAUGAGUACUGCAACCGCUACGGCAUCCGAUCCUGUCAGCGUCACUUGAUUUUUCUCCAAGAACUGAUCAGGUACGGUGAAGAGGAUAUAACAAUUGACAUGGAGCUGUUACAUCAGUCUUACGUCAUCUGCGCGGAUCAUGUCCACGGAAAGGCGUAA
Dibothriocephalus latus is the source of this 345-nucleotide messenger RNA. The record is from the annotation of a GenBank genome assembly. Lineage: Eukaryota; Metazoa; Platyhelminthes; Cestoda; Diphyllobothriidea; Diphyllobothriidae.